Molecule: messenger RNA, 1452 nt
Organism: Penicillium olsonii
Lineage: Eukaryota; Fungi; Ascomycota; Eurotiomycetes; Eurotiales; Aspergillaceae
Source: the annotation of a GenBank genome assembly
AUGGCUCCGUUCAGGGUGAUCAUCGUCGGCGGCAGCGUCUCAGGCCUAGCACUGGCGAACAUGCUGGAGCAAUACGACAUCGAUUUCAUCGUCUUGGAGAAACAUGAAAGUAUCGCUCCUCAACUCGGUGCAGGGUACGCCAUGUUGCCUCAUGGUGCUCGGAUCCUCGAUCAGCUGGGUUGUUACGAUGCACUGGAGAAGUUGAGCGCACCUGUCGACACCAUGGUUGGUUAUGAUGAGAACGCGGAGAGGGCUACCCGGGUUUCUAAUAUCGGGACGUUUUUGGAAGAAAGUCUGGGGUACAAGAUGGGGUUCUUGGAGCGACAACAAGUUGUGAGGGGUCUUUUUGACAACUUGCGCAACAAAUCGAAGACCCGCAAUUCUUGUGGUGUUACGAGAAUUCACUUGACGAAAGAAGGGGUUCAGGUCGAGACGAAUGCCGGUGUCUUUGAAGGUGAUAUUGUUGUUGGCGCAGAUGGUGUCCAUAGCCAUGUCCGUCGUGAGAUGGAAGGCUUGGCAUCCGCGGAUGGCGACGACAGCCUCCAUGACGGGCAAAAAGGUCAGCAUCACGAUCCCCUACGGAAUCAAUUUUCGCGCGAUACCUUUGUUGACUCCGCGACAGACUUCGAGUGCUGCUACAGUGCUAUAUUUGGAACAUCAGUGGCGCCCGAGGGGCUAAUCGAGAACCAGGCUUUCAAAGGGUUCAAGUCCAAUCGUAGCUAUUUGUGCGGUUCGGUAAAAAACGGACAGUUUCACUGGAUCGCGAUGUUCAAGAACGACGAGAAGACCGAGGGGGCGCAGAUUCCUCGCUAUACACCUGACGAUCGCGACCGGCUGGCCUCCCGCUAUGCCAAUGACAUUAUCCAGCCAGGGGUUCGCCUUGGUGAUAUAUAUCGGGAUGCGAUCAAGGUUACGUUGGUACCUUUAGAACAAGGUGUAUUAUCAAGAUGUUUUUACAAGCGCAUCGUUCUUCUUGGGGAUUCAUGGCACAAGAUCAACCCUAUCACCGGACAGGGUGGUAAUACUGCGAUUGCUGGUGCUGCAUAUCUCACAGAUGGGCUGAAGGACCUCCUCGACCGCGAGCGUAAGCCCACUGACGCGAGUCUCGAAAAGUUGUUUGGUGACUACCGGCAAAAUCGAGGGCCCAUCAGCAAGAUAUUGUCCGAGAAUGCCCACUUCAUACAGCGAAUGGAGGCCCUGGAAACCCCGUUUCUCAGGUUUUUCCAAUUGCAUGUGAUGAGAUACUUGCCGCUCAAAUAUGUGAGGAACAAGCUGUUGACGGCUGUGAAUACUGGUUCACUUCUCAAACGAUUGCCUCCCCCUUCACGGAGUGGAACUGUUCCUGUCGGCGUUGAUGCACAAAAAGAGCCAUCAGUGUUAUUCAAUUAUUCAAUCGUGACUGGAAUAGCGGCGUCGAUUACAGUGGCUCUUUUAAUCUAUUUCUUUGCUUGA